This is a messenger RNA of Rotaria sordida, 261 nucleotides long. NCBI's taxonomy places the organism in Eukaryota, Metazoa, Rotifera, Eurotatoria, Philodinida, Philodinidae. The record is from the annotation of a GenBank genome assembly.
AUGCUUUAUAUAUCAAAACUUGCCGAAGUCAUAACAACAAUACCAACAAUUGGUCUCAAUAUUGAAACAGCAUCAGCAGUUGUUUUUGUUGUCGAUUCAAAUGAUCGUGAUAGAAUCGACGAAGCAUGUAACGAAUUACAUGAGAUGACAAAUGAAGAAUUAUUAAAAAAUUUACCUAUUCUCAUAUUUGCUAAUAAACAAGAUUUACCAAAUGCUUUAACAUUUGAUGAAAUCAAAGAAAAACUAAACUUACCAAAUUAG